AUGGAUUAUCCAUGCAACAGGGAGGCAACCGAAUAUGCCGUUGAGAUUUUAAUGAAAGUAAAUGAUAAGGAACGAGUCUGUUUAUUGAGCAAAAUUGUUGAUGCUUCUUCUAAGCAGAAAUUAAGUGGACCAGUGCUUUCGUAUCCUGAACUCAAAUCAAUUAUUUCCCAAUGUGCCAGUAAUAGCUCCAAAAAGAAAGAAUCAUUAAUACAUGUGAUUGAUCUAUUCACUGCUCCACGUAUACGAUACGAUGAACAACGUAAAGUCUUGGUUGCAGUAGAUGGUCAUGCAUCUGCCAUUGGGAAAAGUGAUGAUGCAAGACGUUUAUACAGAGAACGCUUGAAGCUUGUCGUUCAACGAGCACUGCGAAGCGCUGCAUUUGAAAAUCACAAGUUGUCCACAGUUGAAGCUGUUUUGGGCACUCCAGAAACAUCAGAAAAUGUGAUAUUAUUAGGAAUGUUAACCCAAAGGAGCCCAGAUGUUUUUGAAAUUGAAGACCUUACGGGUUCUAUGGAGGUCAGACUCGAAGGAGCGACUUUCCACAAAGGUCUUUUCACAGAUGGGUGCAUAAUGAUGUUGGAAGGCCGAUAUUUUAAUGGUGUACUUCACAUUAGCGCAGUAGGCCUUGCACCCGUUGAAAAUGCAAAUGUUACUAGGAAUUAUUUUGGAACAACCAACUGGUUUGGAGGAGAAGGUACGAUUGCCUGUGGGUCACAGAUUCGCCUCCGAACGAUGUGCGCUCAAAAUGAGAGAACUAGAUUUAUUUUUAUGUCAGAUGUGUGGCUAGAUGAAGAAAGGAUAUUAAAUGCAAUAAAGGAACUAAUAUAUGCAUUCGUGGAUUCUCAGUUGAUUGCAUUCGUUAUUUGUGGAAAUUUUUGUUCUCAAGUAGGCACUCCUCACGCUUACCAACAAAUACAUGGUGGUUUUCGGCGAUUGGCGAAUAUCUUGCAAAAUGAUUCAUUAAAAGGUCGCAAUAUACAUUUUAUAUUUGUACCUGGCCCAGAUGAUCCAUCAUUAAAUUCGGUACUUCCAAGGCCACCAUUACCAUUUUCGCUAUUUGAAUUGAUGAUGAAUGUGCCAAAUUGUUCGUUUGCGUCAAAUCCAUGUCGCAUACAAUAUGCUAAUCAAGAAAUUGUCGUAAUGCGUCAAGAUCUAGUUGAAAAAAUGUGCAGGAAUAGCAUUCAUAUGCCGUCAUCUACCGCUGAUAUUCCAGAACAUUUUUGUCACAGCAUCGCUUCUGCUGGGCAUUUAUCGCCACUCCCCUUGCAUAUAUCGCCGGUUAUUUGGCAAAUGGAUAGCUAUCUCGCAAUAUAUCCAUUACCUGACCUCGUAGUUAUAGCUGAUAAGUUCGAGCACUUUAACUAUGAAGUAGACGGUACAAUAUUCGCCAAUCCAGGUUCCUUUGCUCGCACUGACCUCAAUUUUUAUGUUUAUUAUCCUUCAGUACGUACGAUAGAAGUAUGCUCUGCCGAACGAAAAGUUAUUGAAUGA
This is a messenger RNA of Thelazia callipaeda (thelaziosis nematode), 1491 nucleotides long. The record is from the annotation of a GenBank genome assembly. Lineage: Eukaryota; Metazoa; Nematoda; Chromadorea; Rhabditida; Thelaziidae.